Messenger RNA from Urocitellus parryii (Arctic ground squirrel), 6638 nucleotides. It is a transcript of the gene Rbak, whose product is annotated as RB associated KRAB zinc finger. NCBI's taxonomy places the organism in Eukaryota, Metazoa, Chordata, Mammalia, Rodentia, Sciuridae. Gene Ontology annotation, cellular component: nucleoplasm; nucleus. Gene Ontology annotation, molecular function: DNA-binding transcription repressor activity, RNA polymerase II-specific; RNA polymerase II cis-regulatory region sequence-specific DNA binding. Gene Ontology annotation, biological process: negative regulation of transcription by RNA polymerase II; regulation of cytokine production; regulation of immune system process. The record is from RefSeq and is a predicted model, not a curated record.
UUCCUGUCCAUCCAGGUGACCGCCGCCCGSGUUCCCAGGCUGUGCCCUCGGGUGGGCGAGGAUUUGGGAACCUGUGGGGUGCACGUCGACCGGACGGGCUGGCGUCAAGUGUGCGUGCCUGUGUGAUCUAGUGUCCGGGCCGAGGCUCGAGCGCGACUGCCGAGCCCGCGGCGCUGGGCCCGAUUGUUGGCCGGGCAGCRGCGGCGGCGAAGGGGCAGCGGAACCCGGGCGGGCGGUGGCUUCCUUGGCAGCCAGGCCGGCGCUCGCGGGACGGUCCACCAUCAACAAUCUCUACACUUUUCCAAGAGCAGCAGAAAAUGAACAAAUUGCAGGGGCCAGUGUCAUUCAAAGAUGUGGCUGUGGACUUCACUCAAGAGGAGUGGCAGCAUCUGGAUCCUGAAGAGAAGAUGACAUACAGGGAUGUGAUGUUGGAGAACUACAGCAACCUUGUCUCUGUGGGGUAUGAUGUAACCAAACCAAAUGUGAUCAUUAAAUUGGAGCAGGGAGAAGAGCCAUGGACAAUAGAAGAUGACUUCCCCUCUCAAAGUCAUUCAGAAGUCUGGGAAAUUGAUGACAUAGUAGAGAGAAUCCAAGAAGAUGAAGACCAACAUUCAAGGCAAGCUGGUGAUGUGCACAGCCAAACCCUGAUGGACGACAGAGGAGAUGCAUUUGAUGAAACUUAUGUGGAUACACACUGUGUUCUUUCAGACAUAAAUGCUCACAGUUGUGUUUCCUGUGGGGAGAAUUUAGAAUCUAUUUCAGAAUUAAUUAGUAGUGAUGGAAGCUAUGCCAGAAAGAAAACUGAUGAGUGUAAUGAAUGUGGGAAAAGUUGUCAUGGAGAAAAAUCCUAUGAGUUCAGUCAAAAUGGGGACACCUGUUCUCAAAGUGAAGAAAGCAUUCUGCAGAAACCCUUUGAAUACGAGUGCAUGGAAGCCUUAGACAGGGAAGCUGUUUUCAUUGCUCACGAGAGAGCUUAUAUGGGGGAGAAGCCCUAUGAAUGGGAUGAUUCUGGACCAGAUUUCAUCCAGAUGUCAAAUUUUAAUKCCUAUCAGAGGUCACAGAUGGAAAUGAAGCCCUUUGAAUGCACAGAAUGUGGAAAGUCCUUCUGCAAAAAGUCAAAAUUUAUCAUUCAUCAGAGGGCUCAUACAGGAGAGAAGCCCUAUGAAUGUAAUGUAUGCGGGAAGUCCUUUAGUCAAAAGGGAACCCUCACUGUACAUAGGAGAUCACACUUAGAGGAGAAGCCCUAUAAGUGUACUGAAUGUGGGAAAACCUUCUGUCAGAAGUUGCAUCUCACACAGCAUCUGAGAACCCACUCAGGCGAGAAGCCCUAUGAAUGUAAUGAGUGUGGGAAAACCUUCUGUCAAAAGACACAUCUCACCCUACACCAGAGAAACCAUUCAGGGGAGAGGCCAUAUCCAUGUAACGAAUGUGGGAAGUCCUUUUCCCGUAAGUCAGCCCUCAGUGACCAUCAGAGAACGCACACAGGAGAAAAACUUUAUAAAUGUAAUGAGUGUGGGAAAUCCUACUACCGAAAGUCUACUCUUAUUACACAUCAGAGAACACACACAGGAGAGAAACCCUAUCAGUGUAGUGAAUGUGGGAAAUUCUUUUCUCGGGUAUCAUACCUCACCAUACAUUAUAGGAGUCAUUUAGAAGAGAAACCUUAUGAGUGCACUGAAUGUGGCAAAACUUUCAAUUUAAAUUCAGCCUUCAUUAGGCACCGGAAAGUACACACAGAAGAGAAACUUCACGAGUGUAGUGAAUGUGGAAAGUUCUCUCAGCUGCCAUGUCUCACUGAUCAUCAUACAACCCAUUUAGAAGAGAAACCCUAUGAAUGUAAUGAAUGUGGGAAAACCUUCCUUGAAAAUUCAGCCUUCAGUGAGCUCCAGUCACUUCCAAAAGGGGAGAAAACCUAUGAAUGUAAUAUAUGUGGGAAAUCAUUCUCUGAUUUGUCAUACUACACCAUACAUUACAGAGGUCAUGCAGAAGAGAAACCCUUUGGAUGCAAUGAAUGUGGGAAAACCUUCUCCCAUAACUCAUCCCUUUUUAGACAUCAAAGAGUACACACGGGCGAGAAGCCCUAUGAAUGUUACGAAUGUGGAAAAUUCUUCUCUCAGAAGUCAUACCUGACUAUUCAUCAUCGGAUUCAUUCGGGAGAGAAACCCUAUGAAUGUAGUAAAUGUGGGAAAGUCUUCUCUCGGAUGUCGAACCUCACUGUACACUACAGAAGCCAUUCAGGAGAGAAACCCUAUGAAUGUAAUGAGUGUGGGAAAGUCUUUUCUCAGAAGUCAUACCUCACUGUACAUUACAGAACUCAUUCAGGAGAGAAACCUUAUGAAUGUAAUGAAUGUGGGAAAAAAUUCCACCACAGAUCAGCCUUCAAUAGCCAUCAGAGAAUUCAUAAAAGAGGGAAUAUGAAUGUACUCGAUGUGGAAAACCUCUGAAGUAAAAUCUCAAUUUUUAGAAAAAUAAAUAUGGGAAAUCCAAUAUUGUUCAUCUGAGUGUUCAUGUUCCUGAAUGGGGAAAUGCACUGAGUUGCUAGAUCCAUUUUAAUCUGAAUUUUCAAAGAAGAAUCCCUAAAAGUACAACAAAAGCAAAUCCUUCAGCAAGACCAUACAGCUCAUGGGACACCAGAUAAUUUAUACAGAGGAGGAACUUUACAAAUAUUUAAUAUUUAUUUUGGAUUUAAAGCGUAUUUACAUAUCAGGGAAUCAUACUAAGGAGAAAUAUGUCAAUAUGAUGAAUGUGUAAAACAUUAUCUUGGAAGUUGUAAUGCCAAAAGCCAUAUUUCUAAUGUAGAAACAGGUGUUUAUAGGAAAGAUACCAGAAGCUCUCAGCUUUGAAUUCAUUGCAUAAAAUGAAGUUUAAAAAUCAUUAAGAGUUAAUUGAUCAUGAGGACAAUAGCAUUAAAUAAAUAUGUGGCAUUUAUUAUCAUGUUUUAAAAUGCAGUUUAAUGGUAGUUCUAUGCAAUUUUAUGCAAGUUUGGAUUUGCGUGAUUUUAUGAAAAGUCAGUAUUUCUUGAGUAUUAGAAUGGCAAAAUGUACUAUUAAGACAUAUUGUCAGUGAGAUAAUAUUUGAUAGUUACAAAAUAAAAAAGUAUGUAAUUUUCUAUUCUUUAGAUGAAUUUGCAAGUGGGAUUUUAGUGAAUGCUUGCCUCAUCAGUACAGGGGAGAGUGAUUUUUUGUAGUUUUCAACUGUACUUGAACAAAAAAAAAAAAGAAAAGAAAAGAAAAUUUAAAAACACUUGAUAAACUAUGCAUUCAUUAUUUGGAGUUGAAGUUUCAGUGAAAGAGAAACUGCACUGUUCGUAUAUACAAAGUAUCCCAACUCCCAUAUACCACUCUUGUUUUCUAAUCCACAGAUUUUGAGGUAUGUCAAGUGCCAGUAUUAUGUAAUUCAGAAAUUUUGUCCACAUUUUUAUCUCAUCAAAAUAUGGCAUCAUUUUGUGUUUUUACUCUUAUUCCCAGUAUUUCAGAACAAAUCUCUGAGUUUCUAGCAGUCAAUUUUUGGUUCAUUAACUUAGUGUUCUUUCCUCAUUCCUGCUAGAAGUGUUUGGCUACCCACUAUUUUUUUAUAUGGCAUAGAUAGUAAAUCCUGAUUAUUCUAAGCCAAUAGUGACAAUUCCACUCUAAUUGCCAGUAUAGUAGUAGGGGACAUGUUCCAAGAUCCUGAACAGAUGCCUGAGACAGUGAAUACUACCAAACCCUUAUAGGUACUUUGAUACUGCUAACAGUCUAUGUGAUUACCAUGAUGGCUGCAGGUAGCAUAUGCAGUGUGGUUCACUGGACAAAGCAAUGAUUCACUUCCCAGGCAUGAUCGAGCAAGUUGAUCACUGAGUGUUACACAGCUUAAAGCUUAGGAAUUAUUUCUAAAAUUUUUCAUUUAAUGUUUUUGAACUGUAAUUGAUCCCAAAAACCUCAGGUGUGGAGGGAUUUCUGUAACUUGUUUAUAGUGCUCACAUGACCCACACCUGAACAAACAAAAUGGAGAUGGAUUUGUUCUGGAAAAUGAAUUUAUUCCUAGCAGUGUCAUACUCCAAGAAUGCAAGGUAGCUAAAUAUUCAAAAGUGAGGAUCUACUAGUAGAUGACUAGUAGUUUGUUGCCUAGCAAGCAUAAGGACCUGGUUUCAAUACCCCAGCACCACCAAAAAAAUAAAGAAGAAGAAAUUUAAAAAAACUGAUCACAUGAAGUGGUCUGGUAUGUAGGAAAUUAAUGUGAUAAAAUUAAUAUCCACUAUGAUCUUGGCUAAAUACAAUUGAAUUUCCUUAAUUGGAUAAAGAGUAACUUAAACUACAACAAACAGCAUACUUAGUGAUAAAAUGAAAUUUUCUCCCAAGAUGAAAAUAUAGAUGAGGAUAUUCACUGUCACAAAUUUUUAUUCAACAUUAUGUAGGACGACCUAGCCAGGAAAGUAAGGCAAGUACAGCAAAGGCAUAAGGAUUGGAAGGGAAGUAAAACCUCUUCAGAUAAUGGGAUUUUGCACAUAGAAUAUUCUGAGAGAUAGAAUUAAUAAAUUGAGGGCUGGGGAAGUAGCUCAAUGGCAGAGUGCAUGCCUAGCAUGCAUGAGGUCCCGAGUUUGAUCCCCAGCUCUGGGGAAAAAAAAAAAAAAAAAAACAAGCAAGGUCCCUGAACCUGAGGUCAUAUUGCAAAAAUUCUCUUUCACUAUACCAGCAAAUAAAAUAAAAAAUUUAAAAGCAAUACCACUUAAAAAAUCCUCAAGUGCCUAAGGGAAAAUUUAACAUUUUCAAGAACUUUUAUCUAGGAAAAAAAUCAUAGCACAGUGAGAGGGAUAUAUUUUGUUUGCAGAUUUCAGGAUAAAGUUUUCCCUAAAUCAUAUUCAGUGCAAUCUUAAAAUCCUAGAAAGUUCUUUAAUGGAAAUUAGCAAGCUAAUUUGAAAGUUUGUAUGAACAGUCAAGAGGGCCAAUAGUAGUCAAGGCUGUCUUGGAAAACAGAACUGGAGAAUUUUUAUUCCCUUGUACCAAUGCCUGCUAUAAAGCCAUUGAAUUAUGAUAGUGUGAUACUGGCACAAAGAAAACACCAACUGAACAGAAUAUAGGGGUUCUAGAAAUAGACCCAUACAUACACAGUUGUGCAAAAAUGAUGGAGAAGUACAGUGGGGAAAAGGUUAUUCUUUCCAAUAUAUGGUUUUUUUCCCCAUCAAGUUGCAUAAUUUUAACAAAACGGAGAAAUCAGUUUUGGAUAGUUACAGAUCUAAAUGUGAAAUGUAUGUUUUAUUAAGAAGACCUCAGAAUCUUAAAGCCUUAGAUUAAGCAAAGUUUUCUUAAGAUCCAAAAGCAUUAAACUAUAAAAGUUUUGUUAAUUUGAAUAUACUAACUUUAAGAACUUGUUAUCAGACACCAUUACGAAGGUGAAUAGGAAACUAAAAUGUACAAGAUAUAUGUGUCUUCAUAUAUGUGACAAUUGAGUAGAAAAAGCAUGGGUACUUUUUUAAAAAUGAGGAAUCAGUAAAUAUUUUGGGCUUUGUCAUACCUGCCCAACUAUUUGUUAGUUGCUAUUUAGUAUGAAAGCAGCCAAAUAUACUUCAUAAUUAAACGUGCACAGCUGUUUCCCAGUAAAGCUUUAUUCACAAGCACAGGGGACAGGAUUUGCCCUGCAUCCUGUGGCUUUCUGGUGUUUUCUUUGGAAUAUAAAGGAACAAAGGGGAACAUGGGCAAAAGAUCUGGUUGUUCGCUUCUCAAAAAACAACAUCCAGAGAUGACCAGUAACCAUGAAAAGAUUUUAGCUUUGUUAGUAAUCAGGGAAAUGGAAAUUUUAAAUAAUAUUACUACUACCACCCUCUGAGAUGGUUAAAAUUGAAGGCAUGAGAAAGCACGAGGUUUAGUAAGCAYGUAAGCAACAGGAACUCUACUAGUGAAAUUGCUCUCUGAUAAAAACUGUUUUGGAAAGUUGGCACUUAUCAGCUAAACAUGGGUAUAAGCCCUUACCCAGGUCAGGCAGACGUGCACAUGUGUGUCCACCAAAGGACAUAUGCUUGAAUAUGCAUACUAUGAAACUGCAAGAAACCCCAGAAUUAUCUUAAGACGUAAUUAAGUUGAAUAAAGUGGUAUUUUUUCACAGCAAGAUACUGUAGGGCUUUGAGAAUGAUUGAACUUUUAAGUCCACAGAGCAAUGUUGCUGAAUUUCACAAUUCUGAAUAAAGAGUCCAGACAUGCAAGUAGACUACAUGAUGCUACAUAAAGUAUGAGGACAGGCAAAAUUUGUCUAUGCAGUUAGAAAUCCAUAGCCUCAGCCAGUGUUUAAUAGGGGUGUUUAUCUGGUGCUGAUAAUUGUUUCUAAAUCUGGGUGCUGAAUGUCUGUUCUGAGCUAUUUACUUAAGAUGUGUAUUUUUCUGCAUGUAUAUUACACUUUGAUAAAAAGUUUUUUUGUAAACCAAAUGGCUAGUUCACUCUUUCAAGAUAUUUUUCUAAAUGUAUGUGAAUAUGCUACAUAACAGGAAUUAAAUGGUAGAUUUUGCAUAAUUCUGUGUAGGAAAUACUCUAUAGUAGUUUUAAAGGUGUCUACUAAGAUUUCCUACACGGUGUCCUUAAAGCUUACCUUGAUGUAUAUUUUAAGGAAAAGGUUAAAGGGUCAUUACAUAUUUUGUCAUUCCACACUUUUGCAUAUAUAAUAUGAGUCUG